CCCCUCCAACAUCACACACACACACACACACACACACACUGACAGCAGCGCGCGCGACCGGAGAAUCUGUGCGCGUGAGCCGAGCAGCUUUUCCGAAGCCUUUCCUCUGGUGGAUUACAGGAAGACAUACGGAGGCUGAAGAAAACAUUUGAGCAGAUUUACACUGUGGAGCUCAAGAUGAGUAAAUCGACUCUCACUGCUGUCUUUAUCGCAUUUCUGCUGACUUCCAGUGGAGCAAAGCCAAAUGGAAAGAACAAAAAGCAAAAACAAGUCGUUCCAGCAAUUGAAUGUGAAAUGCGGUCUGGGAAGAUCAAUCUCCCAGAGUUUAUUGUGAAGUGUCCAGGUAACUGCAGGGAGAGCAAGGAGAAGGUCUAUGGGACGGGUGUGUUUGCCUCAAUAUCCAGUAUCUGCAAUGCUGCUAUUCACAGUGGAGUCAUCAGUAACUCUGGAGGAAAGGUAAUUGUGAUGAAGAGUGCCGGACAGCCGAUCUACAAGGGCAGCUUUGCCAACGGCAUCCGAUCCCUGUCCUUACCCAACUGGAGAGAAUCAUUUUCUGUCUCAGUGGGUAAACCAAAGAAGGGAGUGAUAUAUCCAUCCACUCUGGUCUUUGUACACUCAAGACCCAUAGUGAAACCUGGUGAAUCUAAAGAGCUGUCGUACUUCCCAGUGUCACCAGUGACAGAAGCUCCAGAGGCGGAGCCGAGCUCCACCACAGCCCCGCCCACAACCACUCCUGUGACCACGCCCACCACCACAGCUCCGCCCACAACCACUCCUGUGACCACGCCCACCUCCACAGCUCCGCCCACAACCACAUCAGCCAAGCCACGGGCCACCGUUCAUAAAGUCCGCGAGGCAGGCAGCAGUCACCCGUAUUUCAGCUCUGUUGCACGACAAUCACAGAGUGCCCAAGGAAAGGGUCCCACGCAAGCAUUUAGAGGCAGCUCCGUCUAUGCCAAUAGGUUUUUACCACGCACCAACACAGGUGUGCAGCGGCCAGAGCUGAGCUCCACCAUCCGGAGACAGCCGCAUGUUCCCUCAGCUUCAGCUUUGAGUCGGGUGCAGCCGCAGUCUGAGAGAAAGCAACACACGCCGCAGUCGAAUCCCACAUUGGUACGCCGUGAUUGGACGCACCCUGCGUACGCACGCCCUGAUUGGUUCUCUGGCACCAGAAGGCCAACAGGUAUCAGAAUCAUUAUGCAGGUCCAUCCAGUUCAAUAUGGUAGCCACUCAGUGCCGAACACGGGCCACACCUGGAGCCGGACGAGCCCCGCUGACCCCGCAGCGCUCGACCCGGCGCCGGGGAACACCGAGCACCAGCACCACUAUCACUUUGGACAGUUUUCUCCUGAGCCAGAACACCACAAGCCUCCGCCUGCGACGGGCCACAGCAGAGAGACGCCAGCGGAGUCAAACCCAUUCGACUCAGGAUUCAACGCUCGAGGACACGACUCAUCUUUAGCCAGAGCUCCUGAACUCAGCGGCCGGACACGCGGAGACCCAAAUUGUAAAGUGGAUAUUGCGUUCCUCAUGGAUGGCAGCUGGAGUAUUGGGAAACGACGAUUCAAGAUUCAGAAAGACUUCCUCGUGGAGGUUUCCCAGGCUCUCAAUGUGGGCGCGGAAGGAGCCAUGAUGGGCAUCAUCCAAUACGGGGAUGAUGCGGUCACAGAAUUCAGCCUGAAACAGUUCUCCAGCUCCAGCGACGUGAAGCCGGCCAUCAGUAAAAUCACCCAGAAGGGCGGCCUGUCACAUGUAGGGAAGGCCCUCUCCUACAUCAACAAGCACUUCUUCAGCGAUGCUAAUGGGAACCGAGGCGGGGCGCCCAACGUGGCGGUGGUGCUGGUGGACGGCUGGCCCACGGACCGGGUGGAGGAGGCGUCGCGGCUCGCUCGAGAGUCCGGCAUCAACAUCUUCUUCGUCACCAUCGAGGGCCCCGAUGACAACGAGAAGCAGAACGUGGUGGAGGCCAACUUUGUUGACAAGGCUGUGUGCAGAACCAACGGCUUCUACUCGCUUCCGAUCGCGAGCUGGUUCGCUCUGCGUAAAGCCGUUCAGCCUCUGGUGAAGCGUGUGUGUGACACCGACCGCCUGAUGUGCAGCAAGACCUGCCUGAACGCCAACGACAUCGCCUUCGUCAUCGACGGCUCCAGCAGCGUGGGAACCGGGAACUUCCGCACCGUGCUCCAGUUCGUCGCCAACGUGACGCGGGAGUUCGAGAUCUCCGACACGGACACGCGCGUAGGAAUCGUACAGUACACGUAUGAGCAGAGGCUGGAGUUCGCUUUCGGACAGCACAACAACAAAGCCGACUUGCUGAACGCCAUCAAGCGCAUCAACUACUGGAGCGGAGGAACCAGUACAGGAGCCGCCAUCACGUACGCCGCGGACCAGCUCUUCAGCAAAUCCAAACCCAACAAGCGUAAGAUCAUGAUCGUCAUCACGGACGGACGCUCCUACGAUGACGUGAGGGCCCCGGCGCUGGCGGUACAUCGGAAAGGUGUGAUCGCGUACUCCAUCGGGAUCGCCUGGGCAGCGCAGGACGAGCUGGAAUACAUCGCCACUGACCCGGACAGAGAGCACUCUUUCUUUGUCGAUGAGUUUGACAACCUUUACAAGUAUGUAUCAAAAAUUAUUCACAACAUCUGCAACGAAUUCAACUCCCAACCACGUAACUGAACCGUUGUGGAAUAUCACCAGAAAUCCGAGGAGCAAGUGCAUUACCACACAGUUACAGUGGUACAGGUUUAGUGCUGUUAGAAGUGGGCAGCAUGUUUCCAGCUUUGAUAUUUUGCUAUUUAAACAAAAUACAGUGUGGAAAUGGUCAUUUAACGAUGGCAGUGAAUGUGUGUUCAGUGACUUUGGAUCACAGUGUGACCGACUUGUAUUGGUAUGAGAGAAAACACAUGCUUACAGUUUUUGCAUAGAUUGUUUCAUUUAAAGAUUAUUUAUAUUUUACAUGCUAAUAAACACAAUAAUAUGAAAAAUUACAUAAUAAUUAUAAUAUCUUUUUUUCAUAUGGAAAGUUAACUGUCUGCAUAAGAUAGAAGUGCCAAGCUAAGAAAAUGUUUGUUAAUUGUAAAUGAAAAAUCUUUUUAAAUGAUGUGCUAAACGAAUGGGAUUUUGCAUAUGUUCAGAAGACAGGAUUGUUAAUGCAUGCAUGAACUGACUGAUGUUACUGUAAUGUACAAGAUAUUUGUCAAGGCACAAAGGUGACCAGUAUUGGAGUAUUAUGACUGUUGUUAAAAGAAGUUACAGAAAAUACAAGAAGAAAGGCAACAUUCAGAAAGCUCCGGUUGUGUGGUUUGAUGACUCUUAUCCAUUCGAGCAGAUGUUGAUCAUAGACCUAAAAAGUUUUUUACUUGUCAUUUUAUAUUCAUAUAUUGUAAUUUUUGUAUUUGUAUAUAAAAAUGCUUGUAUUUUUGUUUAAGAUGACACAAUUUAUCCAAUAUUUUAAUGACAUUUUUAAUAAAAUGAUUAUUGAAAACCAGCAAAUUCA
Messenger RNA from Rhinichthys klamathensis goyatoka, 3496 nucleotides. RefSeq names its product vitrin (gene vit). Gene Ontology annotation, biological process: extracellular matrix organization; positive regulation of cell-substrate adhesion. The record is from RefSeq and is a predicted model, not a curated record. NCBI's taxonomy places the organism in Eukaryota, Metazoa, Chordata, Actinopteri, Cypriniformes, Leuciscidae. The transcript has 23 exons. The coding region runs from base 178 to 2676 and encodes 832 amino acids.